Vicia villosa (hairy vetch) is the source of this 1675-nucleotide messenger RNA. Its product is annotated as E3 ubiquitin-protein ligase SP1. The transcript has 11 exons. Gene Ontology annotation, molecular function: ubiquitin-protein transferase activity. The record is from RefSeq and is a predicted model, not a curated record. The coding region runs from base 234 to 1259 and encodes 341 amino acids. NCBI's taxonomy places the organism in Eukaryota, Viridiplantae, Streptophyta, Magnoliopsida, Fabales, Fabaceae. Gene Ontology annotation, biological process: organelle organization; protein ubiquitination.
GCAGGGUGAUACACUCUAUCCUAUUCUCUUUUUUCCUUUCUUUCAUUUCCUUCCCUUUACUCCUUGCAUCAAAUUCCUUCAUUUUCCCUCAAUUCUAACUAUUAUUAUUAUUGCAAAUUCUCUUCUUACCUAGUAAACCUAAAUCCUUAUAAAACUAUCUCGAUUUUCUCUCAAUCCAAAACCCUUUUUCAAUUCAAACGAUCAAUGACUCUGUGAACUUAAUCUCGUUGAAGAUGGCGAUGGUUCCUUGGCGUGGUAUCAGUUGCUGUUUGAGUGCUGCUGCUCUUUACUUUCUCGGUAGAGCAAGUGGCAGGGAUGCUGAAAUUCUUAAAUCUGUUAGCAGGGUUAAUCAAUUGAGGGAGCUAGCAAAACUGUUGGAUGAGGAAAUACUUCCCUUGGUUGUUGCGAUUUCUGGAAGAGUUGGUUCUGAAACCCCUAUUAAUUGUGAAUUUAGUGGUUUAAGAGGUGUAAUGGUUGAAGAAACGGCUGAGCAACAUUUUCUGAAGCACAAUGAAAAUGGUUCAUGGAUACAAGAUUCUGCGUUAAUGUUAUCCAUGAGUAAAGAGGUUCCUUGGUAUCUGGGUGAUGGAACUGAUCGUGUGCGUGUAGUUGGAGCUCGUGGUGCCACUGGUUUUGUAUUGCCUGUUGGAAGUGAGGCAUUUGAAGAGUCGGGUCGGUCACUUGUACGUGGAACAUUGGAUUAUCUCCAAGGUUUAAAGAUGCUAGGAGUUAAGAGAAUUGAACGGGUACUUCCCGUUGGAACUUCCUUGACUGUUGUUGGUGAGGCUGCUAAGGACGAUGUCGGAACCAUUCGAAUUCAGCGACCCACCAAAGGGCCAUUUUAUGUCUCUCCCAAAACAAUUGAGGAACUCAUUGCAAAUCUUGGGAAAUGGGCGAGGUGGUAUAAGUGUGCUUCCAUGGGCUUGACAGUGUUUGGUGUGUAUCUGAUAGCCAAUCAUGCUAUCCGGUACAUCAUGGAAAGACGCCAUCGCAACGAAAUACAAAAAAGGGUUCUUGCUGCAGCUGCUACGAUGUCUGGACAAGAUAAUGGGGGUGAAAUUGCUGACAACUUAUCAGAUGGUGCUAAAAGGGAACGCACAAUGCCAGAUUUAUGUGUAAUAUGCCUCGAGCAGGAAUAUAAUUCCGUUUUUGUUCCGUGUGGGCAUAUGUGCUGCUGUACAGCUUGCUCUUCUCACUUGACCAGUUGCCCUCUUUGCCGGAGACAGAUAGAAAGGGCAGUAAAGACUUUCCGUCAUUGAGUAUCGACCAUACAUAGACCCACACGCGAGAACGAGGAAUCAUGCCAUAUGAAUCCAACAGUAACAAUUUGGUCAAUGGUGAUUAUAGAAUUUAUGCAACUUUUCAUCCAUCAUCUUUGUCUGUGAGCAAUGCUUUGUCUAUGAGAAAUCUUGAAACCAAUGACUUUCAAAUAGGCAUCAAGAUGGUGACUUACUGUUGGUUCUUUUGGCAUCUUCAACUGUAAAUAUUUAAUAUCCGAACUAGUUGCUCAUUACUCCUAGUUAUCGGUAAGUGCUAUUUGCAUAUAGGUGUCUUCUUUUCAAUUAGUGUUGAAUGUUCUGACACAUGAGAUAACUUACUCUGUGGAUUUGGUUAAAUACUUAUAUGAUGUAUGUUAGUGAACACGUUUUGUUAAUGUGACCAGGGACUUAUUUUA